AUGAAUCGGAAGUUAUUGAGCUGUCAGGGAAAGCGGUGUAGUCCUUCUAUGAUGAAAUUGGUGGUUAAAUCACAUAUUUGCAGAAAAGGACGUGAACGUCGAAGGAUUUAUAGCCGAAGAAAUAAAAUUAAAGAAUUAAAUGCCGGAGAUUAUGCUGUGCAUGCUUCAUCAAAACUUCUCAAUGUCAAUCCGCUUUUGCAUGAUUGGGAGUCCAUAUACUCAUCUUAUCGGACGUCAUCAAUAUUCAUUACCACAUUCAACGUUAAUGGGUGUAUACCAAAAUUGGAUGAAAUAUCGGGCUGGUUAUGUUGUAAAGGCAUUCUUCCACCUGACUUUUACAUUAUUGGGCUUCAAGAAAUGGAUUUGUCGCCACAAGCUUUCAUAAUGAAAACAUCAACACGACACGCAGAAUGGAAAGUCAUUAUCGCAAAGUCUUUUCCUGAGGGCGCAAAUUAUGAUAUGAUAAGCGAAAUACGGUUGGUGGGCAUACUGUUGGCAGUUUACCGACGUAUAGGCAGUAAAAUCAAAGUACGUCAAGCCGAAAUUGACGCAGUUAUGGUACCGACCAGUCGAGUGCUUGGAGCAGCUAUGAAAGACAAGGGUGGUGUUGCGAUAAGCAUGUAUAUGAAUGAUACGGCAGUUUGCUUCGUGAACGCACACUUCGCUGCUCAUAUUGAAGGAAAUGAAAAACGCAUUAUGGAUUAUAAACACAUCGUCAAAAGUAUAUAUUUUCGUCGAAAUGGUAAAACACUUUUCGAACAUGAUGCUAUUUUUUGGUUUGGUGAUUUAAAUUUUCGUCUGGAUACUGCAUAUGGUAUGAGCAACAAUGAAUUACGUAAAUUAUGCAAUGAUGAUGAGGCAUUCAGAGAUAUGAUUAUUUACGAUCAACUUAGAAGAGCGAUGAAACUCAAAAUUAUAUUUGAAAAUUUCAAAGAACCGGAGAUUUUGAAUUUUCAUCCAACUUUUAAAUAUGACAUUAACUCCGACAAUUGGGAUAGCAGCAAAAAAAAACGCGUUCCGGCUUGGUGCGAUCGAAUUUUAUGGUGGAAUCAGAAGGGUGUUCACAUCAGGCAAAAGUUUUACGAUAGUGUAUCAUCCGUCAAAUUUUCGGAUCAUAGGCCAGUUAGAGCUCUUUUUUACUUGGGUGUACGAGAAAUUGAUUUGGCCGAAUAUGACAAGGCUUAUCAAAGAGAGUUCAAGGAAGCGAAUCGUCGUCUCAAUGAUUACCGCGAUAAGGAAGAAGAGAGAGUGAAAUUGUGA
Cercopithifilaria johnstoni is the source of this 1260-nucleotide messenger RNA. The record is from the annotation of a GenBank genome assembly. Lineage: Eukaryota; Metazoa; Nematoda; Chromadorea; Rhabditida; Onchocercidae.